GACCCAGGGAUCAAACCUGAGUCUCCUGCAUUGGCAGGCAGAUUCUUUUUUUGUUUUCCUUCUUUUUUAUUUUAUUUUUUUCCCAUUUAUUUUUAUAGGCAGAUUCUUUACCAUUGAGCCACCGGGGGAGCCCCGGGCUCUAGAGUACCUUCAGUUAUUUUCCAGGCUAAGCAAACAAUAUUAAUUGUGUCUUCAUUGACAUCCAAAGUCUAACCCUGUACUACAUACCUCUAAAGCCAUACUCUUUUUAUAUUUUCAACAACUUUCAUACAUAUGGGUCCAACGUUUGAGAUUGUUCAGUAUGAUAAGGAGAGAAAGGAAGUUUAAUCUGAAUGACUCUGGAACUCAUUGUUUAUCAGGGAGAAUGAUUUCUGAAUGUACCUCAAGUGUUACUUGAUCUCAGCUCAGAUGGGGAGAACUGGGUUCUCUUAGGGACUGUUUGCUCACAAAGCUCUUGUCCACCUGGCCUCCUGGUGAUCCUCAGAUUCAAACAGAUUCUGUAAUAGCAGUACUAUCGAGAACAUCCAUUGGAGGACACCAGAGCACAGCAAAUAGAUGAGAAUGCAGGCAUACAGAAGGAACUUGGUAAAUCCUCUGCACAAAGGCAGGCAGCGUCCUCUCCAAAAUUAAACUCGUGGCUACCUACAGAACUGACUAAUUAUCAAUAUUUCUAUUGAAAAACAAAUUCUAUCACUGAUGCUUUUCGUCUUUCAGAGUUGUAAUUUUAGAAUUGGCUGAUGAAUGACUUUUCCAGGAGGUAAAUACAGAAGUUGUUUUAGUAACUUUUACAUUUUUGUGUAGGAAUCUGCUUUGGAAGUUCUGCUUAAUAGCCUAACCUUAAUUAAAUCUUCAUUGACGGAUGAAGUCCUUUGCAGGUUGAUGACCUGGGUUUGUUCUGACAAGCCCUUUGAACACAGAGAACUUAGUAAGGCUCACAGGAAAAAACCCCCCAAAACAGGGAUUCUAAUUGCUGCCAAAGGGAGUUACCCCAGGCAAAUUAUUUAGGUAAAAAACCUGAUGAGAGAAAAACCUUUGACAUCCAUGGUGAGGGUUACUAAAUUUUGUCAUAAUAAGUUUUCAAGUGUUUGAACAGUCUGCUAACAAUUUUUAAUCUCAAAUGGUAACUAUUUACAAGAUGUGAAAAACACUUAGAUAUUUGGGCCUUUAAUUUUAAUUUAGCAUAAAACUAGUCUUGUUUCCAUUUCUGAGAUUCUGAGUUUUCUGGAACUCCACCAAUAAACAAAACAUAGCUUGGACUGUAAGUAAUGAUGCUCACCAUAUGACAACUUUCAAGCACAUUGUGCUUGAAAACUAUCAGCAUAAUUGUGUAUUUUUGUCAGAAGACUCAGCAGUCAUGCAUCAGCUUAUCUUGGUAAUAAUGGCAACUGUAGGCAUUUAUUUUCACUUUAUACACAGGGGGCACUCUGGGUUUGGUUUGCAAAGAAGAAGAUGAAAAAUUCUGGGACUAAUUUCCUUCUGGAAAUAAGUGUCCCUUGACCCAGAAUACUUAGCUGGGAGUGACAUGGCAGCCAGCUUUUCCUGCAUAGCGUCUUAUUAAUUUCGAUUCACCUCUCCUAUUGCAACACAGACUGUCAGGCAAUGAAAGCCAUUAUUUAUGGUCCUGAGCUAAGGAAGGUGUUAAAUCAGGUGCAUUAAAGCUCCUAGGUAGUAGUUUAAGUGGGGUGGGAGUGUCAGUGAGACCACUUAGGAGCCCUGUACUGAUUUACAGACUUCCAGUGGGGGUUCCAACCUCUUGUGAGACACUUGUAUUCCAACUCAUUUGGUUGUUUGGGACCAGGGCUCUGCUUCUUUAUUUCUUUAAGAGCGACUAAUCUCUGUCUUAAGCUGCUUACAUGUUUUGGGGAUGAGGGUAUAAAUGACUAAAUGAUGGGUUAGUUGCUCAGUCGUGUCUGACUUUCUGCGACCCCGUGGACUAUAGCCCACCAGGCUCCUCUGUCCAUGGAAUUCUCCAGGCAAGAAUACUGGAGUGAGUUGCUAUUUCCUUCUCCAGGGGAUAUUCCCCAGCCAGGGAUCGAACCUGGGUCUCCCACCUUUCAGGCAGAUUCCUCACUGUCUGAACUUCCAGGAAAGCCCUAAGUGAUGUAAAGUUUUCCACAAAAUACUAACUUGUUCAGAAGCAUUUAAUAAUUAUAAUUAUGGUAUUGCUAAUAAUAUAGUAUAUUUAACUGCAUAUUUAAUUCUUUUUUUUUUUUCUUUUGUUUUCCCCACUAAAAGAGUGAUAGUGAGCGGUGGGGGGAGGGCUGAGUCACCCGUGGGGCAUUCAUUUUUACUGGAGUAUAGUUGCUUUAGAACGUUCCAUUAGUUUCUGCUGUCCAGUAAAGUGAAUCAGCUGUAUGUACACAUAUGUCCCCUCGUUUUUGGAUUUUCUUCCUGUUUAGGUCACCACCGAGCAGUGAGUAGUUCCCUGAGCUGUGCAGUGGCCUCUCAUUCGUCAUCUAUCAUGUAUAUCAAGAGUGUAUCUAUGCCAAUUCCUCCACCUCCCCGCCUUACGCCCUUGGUAUCCAUACAUUAGUUCCCUACAUCUGUGUCUCUAGUCCAGGUUUGCAAAAAAGAUCAUCUGUACCAUUUUUCUAGAUACCACCUAUAUGCGUUAAUGUAUGAUACUGGUUUUUCUCUGUCUGACCUACUUCACUCUCUAUAUCAAUCCCUAGGUCCAUCCAGGUCUCCACAAGUGGCACAAUUUCCUUCCUUUUUAAUGGCUGAGUCAUUCUGAUACUGCACUUCCCUGUCUCCCUGUUUCAACAGGACAUGGACGGCACCUUCCAACUGGGUGGUUAGUGAAGAGCCUAAUAAAGAUGCCGCAGGAUUUGAGGAAACAGUGCGGGGAGGAGGCUAGUCACCUUGGGCAGCGCAGACGUCCACCUCCGCACAGGCCGGCCAGGGCGGGCGCUCCACCGGAGGCCUGUCCGCCGCGCCCCGGCCUCAGGUGGGGAGCCAGGUGUCCCCGGCACACCGUGCAGGGGCGGGGUGCGGGACCCAGGGGCAGACCCCUGACCUCGCCGUCGCCCCGGUCUAGACUCCUGCCCGCUCGGCUACAGCCACCUGGACGGGAGAGCUGCAAGCGAGCCCAUUGCCGCGCGCGCAGGUCGGCGACAGCGCAGGGCCCCGCACGGGGCGAGAGCGCGGUCCAGAGGAGCGCACAGAACGCAUCCCGCUCCCGGCCCGUGCCGCCAGAGGUCAGAUCUCGCGACAUCUCGCGUCACCGACGCGAUCCUGGACGGCGAGAGCCAGGGCUUCGGCGCCCAGGUGGUCCUGCCUGCUGCCCGCGGGGACGUGCGGCUGGGACGUGCGGCCUGCAAACGGAGUGAGAUUCCUCAGCGCUCUCCAAGAAGGGAGACGCCUCACGUUCUCCAGAGAAGUGAGGUGCCUCACGCUCUCCAAGAAGGGAGACGCCUCACGCUCUCCAAGAAGGGAGACGCCUCACGUUCUCAAAAGAAGGGAGAUUCCUCACGUUCUCCGAAGAAGGGAAAUGCCUCACGUUCCCAAAGAAGGGACAUUCCUCACGUUCUCCAGAGAAGUGAGGUGCCUCACGUUGUCCGAAGAAGGGAGAUGGCUCACGUUCUCCAAGUGAGAUUCCUGACGUUCUCCAAGAAGGGAGACGCCUCACGUUCUCAAAAGAAGGGACAUUUCUCACGUUCUCCAGAGAAGUGAGGUGCCUCACGUUGUCCGAAGAAGGGAGAUGGCUCACGUUCUCCAAGUGAGAUUCCUGACGUUCUCCAAGAAGGGAGACGCCUCACGUUCUCAAAAGAAGGGACAUUCCUCACGUUCUCCAGAGAAGUGAGGUGCCUCACGUUGUCCGAAGAAGGGAGAUGGCUCACGUUGUCCGAAGAAGGGAAAUGGCUCAACUUCUUCGAAGAAGUGAGAUACCUCACAUUCGCCCCACGUGCGUCUUCAGCAGUGAAUUUAAAACUCAACUAAAAGCCCCGGAAGAUGGCAGUUAACCUACUGAGUCUGGAGCCGUCUUACCUGUCUCUAGCUGUGCCACAUAAAAUCGGACGCAUCAUUGAUGGGAGUCCAGCAGAUCGCUGUGCAAAGCUAAAAGUGGGAGACCGGAUCUUAGCAGUGAACGGCCAGUCUAUCAUCAACAUGCCUCAUGCAGACAUCGUGAAGCUCAUCAAGGAUGCGGGUCUUAGUGUCACCCUUCGCAUCAUUCCUCAGGAGGAACUCAACAGCCCUGCUUCAGCACCCGGCUCAGAAAAGCAGAGCCCCAUGGCCCAGCAGCACAGCCCCCUGGCCCAGCAGAGUCCUCUGGCCCAGCCCAGCCCAGCCCAGCCACCCCCAACAGUCCCAUCGCCCAGCCAGCUCCGCCUCAGCCACUUCAGCCUCAAGGACAUGAAAAUAGCAAAGAGGUUUUUGGAGGAUUUUAAGCUUAGGACUGACAUCCUUGGAUUAGCUUUGCAAGACUCUCUCUCAGUUGGCCCCUUAGAGAGCAGACUGGAGGCUGAUCGAGAUGAAUGUGGUUAG
Molecule: messenger RNA, 4485 nt
Organism: Cervus elaphus (red deer)
Lineage: Eukaryota; Metazoa; Chordata; Mammalia; Artiodactyla; Cervidae
Product: membrane-associated guanylate kinase, WW and PDZ domain-containing protein 2-like
Exons: 4
Coding region: 3952-4485 (177 amino acids)
Biological process (GO): signal transduction; receptor clustering
Cellular component (GO): cytoplasm; dendrite
Molecular function (GO): SMAD binding; type II activin receptor binding; beta-1 adrenergic receptor binding
Source: RefSeq, a predicted model, not a curated record